GCCUGGAACCACAGCCUUUCUUGGUGCUGUCCCAUGUUACCCCAUCUCUGCCCACAGGCCUGGCCCCAUGGACUCAUGGGAACACCACACAGUGGGAGAGCAGGAUUUAGACCUUGUCUGAAACCAGCCCUAGCCCCCUGCUCCGCUCUCUGCAGUGAAUACUGGGUGAUGGCCCGUCAAGUGGGAUGAACAGUGGCAGGGCAACUCGAGGAUUCUGAUUGUGGGAGAGGCCCCCACGUCCCCAGGGCAUGGCAGUAAAACUUGGCAGGGGAGCCCUCUGCGCAUGGGAUGUACUUCAUCAUGGAUGUGGACCUGGGACCAUCACAGACUCUGGAAGUGUCAGGAAUCUGAGAAUCAGGACAGCAGGCUGUUCCUACUAGGCAGUGAGCACAACGGUCAAGGUGUCAACUGGACCCCUGCCUCCUUCUCCCAGGACAUCUUGUUGGCUCCACAGUCCUUGCUGCCAGAGUUGGUGGGGGCAGGGAGCCACCUAGUCUGCAUCUGUGAUGGGAGUGGGGUGGGGGCUCAGGGUGGCCUGCAUGGUCUCCAGAGCUGUGAGUUGUCAGGACCAGCUCCUGCCUUCAGGCAAGCAAAUGUCUGACCACUCAGGGCUGUAAACACACUCCCCAGCCACACCCCAGCCAGGCCUUCCUCCCGCUUCAGGGUUCCUCUGGGCCUCCACUCACCUUGCUGAGCCCUCAUUCUGGUGUCAGAGGCAAUGCAGAUUCCAGUCCGAGGCUGGGCUUAGAGACCUCACAGGCUGGCCACUCUCUGCUCUGGGGAGGUGGAGAGGGAGGGAGAGCAGCAGGGUUCCUCUUCACUUGCAGUUGGAACACAGGGUGUUUCUUGGUGGCUGCAAGGAUGAUGAUGAAACCCCCAGGAUACUGAGUCAUUGUGCUGGCCAGCUGAUAGCGAGCACUGACCCCUGUGCAAUUGCUGGAGAAACGUCUCUCAGGUCCACGGCCCAAGCAGCCCAUGGGAUUUCCUAACCUGAGCCAUCCCUCUCCCCUUCCUUCUCUCUCUCCCUCCUGGCUCCCUCUCUCCCUCCCUUCCUCUCCCUCCUCCUCCUCUCCCUCUGCCCUGACCACUGCCUUGGGGUCACCUGGAGAGGCCACUGCUUCUUGCCACCCGGCCUCCUCCCCCAUAGUGUCUGCCAUCCUGGCGCCAGUCCUGGUUAUGGAGUUUGUCCUGGGCCUGGUGGGGAACAGCCUGGCCUUCUUCAUCUUCUGCUUGCGCACGCGGCCCUGGACGUCCAGCACCGUGUUCCUGGUCAGCCUGGUGGUGGCAGACUUCCUCCUGAUCCUCAACCUGCCCCUUCGUGUGGAUUACUACUUCCUCCAUGAGACCUGGCGCUUCGGGGACACCGCCUGCCAAGUCAACCUGUUCAUGAUCGCCACCAACCGCACGGCCAGCGUGGUCUUCCUCACGGCCGUGGCCCUCAACCGCUACUUGAAGGUGGCCUGGCCACACCACGCGCUGAGCAGGGCCUCGGUUGGGGGCGCUGCCCGCAUGGCCGGGGGUCUCUGGGGGGCACUCCUGCUCCUCAACGGGCACCUGCUCCUGACCACCCACUCCAGCCGGUCCUGCCUCAGUUACCAGCUGGGCACGAGACCCUCGACCUCACUCAUCUGGCACCAGGCCCUGUUCGUGGUGGAGUUCUUCCUGCCGCUGGCGCUCAUCCUCUUUGCCAUCGUGAGCAUCACGCUCACCAUCCGCCGCCGCGGCCUGGAUGGGCAGGCGGGCCCACGGCGGGCCCUGUGCGUCCUCGCCGCCGUGGUGGGAGUCUAUACCGUCUGCUUCCUGCCCAGCGUGGUCUUCGGCGUCGCCUCCGUCGUGGCCUUCCGCCUGCGUGCCUGCCGUGCCCUGGAUGUCUGCUCGCAGCUCUUCCACGGCUCCCUGGCCUUCACCUACCUCAACAGCGUGCUCGACCCCGUGCUUUACUGUUUCUCCAGCCCCAGCUUCCUCCGCCAGGCGCGGGCCCUGCUGGGCCUCACCCAGGGCUGGCAAGGCUCAGAGAGCGCCAAAAGCACCCACCGUGCCGGGCGCAGGUCGUGCUCUGGGAAGGUGGUGGCCACAAGGAAGCUGCAGGUGGACGUCUCGGAGGAGGACUGACCAGAAAGGGCCCUCCCAGAACUUGGACUCUGCUGCGGGUGCCUCAGGACGGAGGAAUGCCUGGCUCUGGGCUGGAGGGCCAGCAAGGGUCCCUCAACCAACCAGACAAAGGACCUCUGCAGGAGCCAGGUGGGUGGCAGGGAGAGAAGAGGGUCUGGGCUUGGAGUCGUGUGUCUGAUGUUGUGGGGAUGAUGUCCCAACAGCACAGAGCACCUUGGCAGGUGGAAACAGCCAGGGACUGCCAACUCAGCAGAGGGCCACAGCUGCCUUGUCCCAGGUCAGAGCCAGGGAUCUGUGAGAGCAGAAGUCUUGCUUUAGAAAUUUUGUUGUUGUUCAGUUGCCAGGUCAUGUCCAACUAUUUGUGACCCCAUGGAUUGCAGCACAGCAGGCCUCCCUGUUCUUCACUAUCUCCCGGAAUGUGCUCGAACUCAUGUGCAUUGAGUCAGUGAUGCCAUCCAACCAUCUCAUCCUCUGUCACCCCCUUCUCCUGUUGCCCUCAAUCUUUCCUAGUAUCAGGGUCUUUUCUGAAAUUGUACAGCUGUUUUUUCUAUUAUCUCCAAUCGUUUUUUUUC
This is a messenger RNA of Capra hircus (goat), 2684 nucleotides long. RefSeq names its product oxoeicosanoid receptor 1 (gene OXER1). Gene Ontology annotation, molecular function: G protein-coupled receptor activity. NCBI's taxonomy places the organism in Eukaryota, Metazoa, Chordata, Mammalia, Artiodactyla, Bovidae. The record is from RefSeq and is a predicted model, not a curated record. Gene Ontology annotation, biological process: G protein-coupled receptor signaling pathway. The coding region runs from base 976 to 2112 and encodes 378 amino acids. Gene Ontology annotation, cellular component: membrane. The transcript has a single exon.